AUCGCAGCCAUAUUCAUGGAGCGUAAUUUGAGAACUGUUGGAAACUAUUUGGUGUUAUCGCUAGGGGUCGCCGACCUCAUGGUCGCCUGCCUUGUGAUGCCCCUAGCAGCCGUCGCUGAAGUGAGCCGCGAGUGGGCUUUAGGGCCCGCUCUGUGUGAUGUGUGGACUUGCUGUGACGUGCUCUGCUGCACGGCCUCAAUCCUGCACCUCCUCGCCAUUGCCAUGGACCGCUACAGAACGGUGGCUCAGGUAGACUACGUGCGCCAGCGGAACUCGCGCCAGGUUGCACUCAUGAUUCUUCUGGUCUGGGCUGUUGCCGUCGCUGUUUCGGUGGCGCCUGUGUUCGGCUGGAAGGACCCGGACUUCCAGCGAAGGGUCCAGGUCAACCGAAUCUGCCUGGUCAGCCAGGACGUUGGCUACCAGAUAUUUGCAACCUGCGCCACAUUUUACGUGCCUCUGAUACUAAUCCUGCUGCUCUACUGGCGCAUCUAUCAAGUGGCACGCCGCAGAAUUCGCCAUAAGCCGGGCAGCAAGGUUCCUAUUGCGAUGGCCAAGAGUCCUUCUUCAAACGUGGAGAUCUCGGUAAUCGUGGCCGGUGAGAAUCACAGUCCGAACUCGUGUAGCGGCGGGACCACCACGCAGGAGUCUGACGUCUCACGCAACAACGACGGGGCGCCGCUGCGACCGAAGCUGCAGAGCAAAAAAGACCGCAAGCUACAGGUCAAGCAGCCGCACAUCUCCCGCGAGUCGCUCGAGUCCAAGCGCGAGCGCAAGGCUGCCAAGACUCUGGCCAUCAUCACGGGCGUGUUCGUCGUCUGUUGGAUGCCCUUCUUCGUCAACGUGCUCCUCAUGACUCUCUGCACGUCGUGCUCGUCCGGCGGUUACGCGUUCAGCGUCUUUCUGUGGCUUGGCUACGUCAACUCCAUGCUCAACCCGAUAAUCUACACCAUCUUCAGCCCCGACUUCAGGAAUGCCUUCAGAAAACUACUAUGUGGCCGAAAACAGCCGUAUGGCAUUAAGCGGUAACCCACAGAAAUCUGGCGAGGCAUGUGAAGAGUCAGCCUGGAGAAGUAUACAAAAA
Messenger RNA from Rhipicephalus microplus (southern cattle tick), 1081 nucleotides. Its product is annotated as 5-hydroxytryptamine receptor. Gene Ontology annotation, biological process: adenylate cyclase-activating adrenergic receptor signaling pathway; positive regulation of MAPK cascade. The record is from RefSeq and is a predicted model, not a curated record. NCBI's taxonomy places the organism in Eukaryota, Metazoa, Arthropoda, Arachnida, Ixodida, Ixodidae. Gene Ontology annotation, molecular function: G protein-coupled receptor activity. Gene Ontology annotation, cellular component: plasma membrane.